AUGACGUUGAUAGAGCACGGCGUUCUCGAAAUCGCUGGCGGCAAGUUCAAGAAAGAGCAACAUGCAACGGCGGAGCGCCAGUUGACCGUUGAUCGCCAGCAGGGAAAGAUCAUAAAUGUUGACUGCUAUCCAAGCGGAAUACGAGAAGCUAUUGGACCCACUUUACAGGGAAAGUGUCCUUAUGCGCAAGAAUGA
Molecule: messenger RNA, 195 nt
Organism: Plasmopara halstedii
Lineage: Eukaryota; Oomycota; Peronosporomycetes; Peronosporales; Peronosporaceae
Exons: 2
Coding region: 1-195 (64 amino acids)
Source: RefSeq, a predicted model, not a curated record